Messenger RNA from Vollenhovia emeryi, 869 nucleotides. RefSeq lists its product as uncharacterized. The transcript is spliced from 4 exons. The coding region runs from base 62 to 709 and encodes 215 amino acids. Gene Ontology annotation, biological process: regulation of transcription by RNA polymerase II. Gene Ontology annotation, cellular component: nucleus; transcription regulator complex. The record is from RefSeq and is a predicted model, not a curated record. Lineage: Eukaryota; Metazoa; Arthropoda; Insecta; Hymenoptera; Formicidae.
AGUGAUUCAACUUCAGCGAAAAAUAGCCGUAUUUAAAUAGUUUUGUUUCGUUGCAAGAAAAAUGAAUUUCAACGACGGCAGUGAACAUUGGAACGAGGAAAAUGAAAUCGUUCACACAUGUGGACUGUGCGAGAUGGUUUGCAUGGCCAAUGAAAUACAAAGCCACCCAUGCCUGGAGUCUUUCGCCAGUUAUUAUCUGGACAAGCAGACAUAUUAUUUUUAUCCGCAGUGUGAAGAUGGAAAAAUUCUGCGUAGAAGCCUGGUGGACGGCACUGAACAAAAUGUUUUGGAGGCGCUUGUUCGAGAGGAUGCAGAGGAGACCGUUCAGGAGGCAGAAAUGACAGACGAGGAGGGCUUCGACAUAGAAAAUCUUCCGGAGAAUCAAAAUCUCCGGAAGAUUUUUAUAGAAGAGCGUCUCAUCGAGGCGAUUCGGAAACGACCGCCUCUUUGGAACUUCAAGCUGCCAAUUACAGAAAGGGGCAUUCGGAGCAAAGAGAAGUUAUGGAUGGAUGUGGUCGCAGUAAUGAAAGGUGUGGUUACUUUAGCUGACGCCAAAAAAAAGUGGAAAACUCUAUCGGAUACAUUCAGGAGGCAUCGGAAAAAUGCGGAGUUGCCAAGUGGUUCAGCAGCUCAAAAGAUUUCCAAGUGGAUUCACUUUGAGCGAAUGAGCUUCCUUCGAGAUGUAAGCCUUCAAAACAAGUAUGUAUGAACUGUACAUAAUAAAAAUAACAAAUUAUAAAGAUCACAAUAUUAAACAAUCAGUGGUAUAAAAAAGACCAAUGAGAGUCAAUACGGUUAUUAGUGUGCACAGGUGCAACUCACCAAUUCAGGAAGCAUGUGAAAUACAACAUAAUUUAAUGUUUCGGCUC